This is a messenger RNA of Chelmon rostratus (copperband butterflyfish), 3551 nucleotides long. It is a transcript of the gene pip4k2ca, whose product is annotated as phosphatidylinositol-5-phosphate 4-kinase, type II, gamma a. The transcript is spliced from 10 exons. Gene Ontology annotation, molecular function: phosphatidylinositol kinase activity. Gene Ontology annotation, biological process: phosphatidylinositol metabolic process. The record is from RefSeq and is a predicted model, not a curated record. Bases 323 to 1576 code for a protein of 417 amino acids. NCBI's taxonomy places the organism in Eukaryota, Metazoa, Chordata, Actinopteri, Chaetodontiformes, Chaetodontidae.
GGUGGGCUCGAGGGGGCGGUGGUGGACUGUCAGCAAUUAUUUGAAAAUAUGCUGUCACGCAUGGAUGAAGUUAAGUAAUGAUUCAUCUCACUUGCUCAAACAUUAAAUUGCGCUUUAGGAAAACAGCGUCAGUAACGUUAUAACAAAACCGGAGCUCGACGGGUGACCUUUGGUUUUCGUCGCCGUGUCGGUCUGAGAGACCCGGGGAGGAGCAGUUAGACAGACGUUAGCAAGUUUAGCUUAGUAACUGUAGCCAUCAGGAAGAAGUGUCACCGCCUGCACCAGCUCUCUCUACAGGGACGCGGAGAGCCAGUCUGUGGUCAUGGCUGCUCUGGGGAACUCGGGGGCCUCUUCCAGUCCCAUGGUGAUCCUGGCGCCCAAGACUAAAACGAAAAAGAAACACUUUGUGCAGCAGAAGGUGAAGGUGUUUCGAGCUAGCGACCCCGUCCUGAGUGUCUUCAUGUGGGGCGUCAAUCACUCGAUCAACGAUCUGAACCAGGUGCCUGUUCCCGUCAUGCUGCUGCCUGAUGACUUUAAAGCCAACACCAAGAUCAAAGUCAACAACCACCUCUUCAACAAAGAAAAUCUUCCAGGACAUUUCAAGUUCAAAGAAUACUGUCCUCAGGUCUUCCGAAAUCUGAGGGAACGGUUUGGUAUUGAGGAUCUGGACUAUCAGGUUUCGUUGACCCGCAGCCCCCCAAUGAGGAGUGUAGAUGACCAGGGUGAGGGUCUUCUCCUCAACUCCUACGACCGUACGCUGGUCAUCAAGCAGAUCUCCAGCGAGGAUGUUGCAGAUAUGCACAACAUCCUGUCUGAGUAUCACCAGCACAUAGUGAAGUGUCACGGCAGCACCCUGCUGCCACAGUUCCUGGGUAUGUACCGGGUGAGCGUGGACAACGAGGAGACCUAUCUGAUCGUCAUGAGGAACAUGUUCAGCCACAGACUGGUGGUACACAGGAAGUACGACCUGAAGGGAUCUCUGGUGGCUCGUGAAGCAAGUGACAAAGAACGGGGAAAAGAGCUUCCGACCUUCAAGGACAUGGACUUCAGGAACAACAUGCAGAAGGUUUAUGUGACCGAGGAGCAGAAGGAGAAGUUCAUGGAGAAAGUCAACAGAGACGUGGAGUUUCUGGUGCGGCUGAAGAUCAUGGACUACAGCCUGCUGCUCGGCAUCCACGACGUGGGUCGGGCCGAACGGGAGGAGGAGGAGGGCGAGGAGGUCUCCAACGAAGAAGAACCGGAGGCGGAGAACGGCCUGGCACCGGGCGCUACGGCGGGCUCUUAUGGCACCUCUCCAGAGGGAAUCGCUGGCUACAUGUCCGCCUGCAAACCUCUGGGGCCCGGGGAGUUCGACCCCUACGUGGACGUGUACGCCGUCGGGAGCUGUGCAGGAGCCCCUCAGAGGGAGGUCUACUUCAUGGGCCUGAUUGACGUACUUACUCAGUACGACACGAAGAAGAAAGCCGCUCAUGCGGCAAAAACUGUCAAACACGGGGCCGGUGCUGAGAUCUCCACGGUCCACCCCGAACAGUACGCCAAACGAUUUCGCGACUUCAUCGCCAACAUUUUUGCGUAACGCUCGGCUCUGAACACUGCCAUUAGUUCAUCCAACCGAGAGCUCGAAGUCUAUUUUACCAUUGACCAAAAAUAGUUUGCGCACACAGAUCAUUAUUUAAACGUAGUGAUCUGAGGUGAGACUAUUUACGUUGUAGCAAUAUAAUGUACUACUUCUGAUGCAUCUAUUUAUUUUUAAGAUUUAAGGAGCAUUUCUUCUACAUGUUAAGCACUGUUAACAGAAUAACUCAGUAAAGUACAUGGAAACAAACUGCUGUUGAUCAGUGUUCAGAGUGUUAGAUCACAUCAGUGCAAGAUCAAAUAAUAUUUUUCACUUUUUUUUUCUGGCUCCCCAAACAUGAACUGAACUGAGGAGGAAGAGUUUGAAAUUUUGGGGCGCUUAUUUGCUUUCUUUCCAAAAGUCAGAUGGGAGGCAUCACUCUGUUAAAGGCGUGUGCGUCUGUUAAAGUCUCCGUUUUGUUCAGCUCUUGCACGCAAUGGUGUCACACUGUGCCACCGAUGAACAGGUGGUAACAUGCUGAGAUACGCAGCAAUACACCAACAAGAGCAGCGAAGAAGACCGCAUGCUAGUGAACAUGGAUGGUUCUCAAACUGGGGGACGAGCAGCUGUAACUCUAACUCCAUAGAGCCACUGCAGGGGGACGAGCACAGGAAAAUACAGACCAGAGUGUCCCGACGCUAUCAUACCUACCACAGCUUUAAAAUAGAAAGCUAUAGGUGUACCAGCAGAACGUUUAGCAUGCAUUCUGUCCAAAAGUAACACAAUCCACCUGCCAGCACCUCUGAAGACAGCAGUGUGUGGUUUGAGAGGUUUUGUGCACAACGCUUCAAUUUAGCAUUUUGCUUUUUGCAUGGAUUAAACAAAUGAGAUGUUAAUUAGUGAGCUUCAGAGGUUCUCGUGGGUGGAUUUUGUUACAUUUGGACAGAGUAAGGCCAGCUGUCUGCCCCUGCUUCAAGUCUUUAUGCUAAGAUAAGCUAACCAGCUACUGGUAGCAUUGUAUUAGACUCUCGGUAAGACGGCAAGUAAGCGUGUUUCCAAAAAUGUCAAACUUUUCCUUAAAUCUUAGAAUAAUGAAUAAUCUGUACUGGAGAUGGGUGUUUAAAAAUAAUGCCAGUAGACUCUGCACUUGAGAUAUUGUUUAUCUAUUGAAGCAGGCUAUUUGAAUGUUUAGAGUGCCAAAUGUGUGGGAUCAAAGCUUUAUCCUAGCAGGAUUUGCACUUUGCAUACAAUUAAGUCAACUCUGUUGUGACAGAGCAGUUAAACGAACCAGUUUGAAUGGAUCAAAUCCCGUUUUCCACCAAAGUCUCGAGUGGAUUACAAAGAAAAUGUGCAGAACAGCCUUUUCAAUUGCAGUGGUGAAUGUGUGGUAUUUAAAAAGAAAGCAUGUUGUGUUAUUUAGCCUGUAAACUGUUCUGGCAGCCCUGCGUGUCUCAGUUUCCACAGCCUGUAAAGAGAAUGUGGGGUGGCUGACCCUCACCCACAGCGCUGGGCUCACAUUCACGAAGGGACCUGUCCAACUUUCAGGAUCAGUCCUGCCUUUUUAAUGAAAGACCUCACGAGACGUAAUUCAACAUCAAAACAGUAAAAAUGAGCCCAUCCAUUAUUAUUCUGGACUUUCUCCUUUUUCAACAUGUAAUGUUUUGUGCAUUAAGAUGGCAAACGUGCGCUAUGUGAAUCAUUGUGAUAGGAUAAGAUAUAGAAAAAUAUCGCAAUAGAACUAGAAACUCUUGUCUGUGUAUUGUAAUGAUGUUUAAGAUUUAGGGUACUGUGUAAAACAUUGACAAUAACACUACAUUUCACUCCAGUAGCUAAUGCAGUUAGCCUUAACACAGUGGUAUGAUACAGCUUUCCAAGACACUGACAAGGCAGCGUAGAUACAGAACACUCUGUAUGAUGCCUCAUCUACUCAAUGAUUGCACAUGUUGUAUUUUUGCAAAUCAGCUUUUGGACCAAAAUAUAUUUUCCAGAGAACUUC